UUCCUGUUGCAGCAGUUUGGCGCAUUCUACCAAGAUGUCUCACGCUCUGCAAAGUGCAGAGGCUGACUAACUGACCAAAAUUUGUGAAUAAAAGCACGACGUGUUAGUUUUUUAGUCCUGUAAUGUAGCUGGAUGAGCAGUUCAUAGGUUAGAGAAGCAAUAAAGGAUUGUGGGAAAUAUGUGGCGACUGAAAGCAGUCCAGCACAAAUCAAGUGUCUCUGUUAGAGACUUAGAGGAAUUUAAACAGAAGAGAAGAGAACAUGAAAAAGUGCUGAGACAGGCCAGGAGAGACAGACAGCUGGUCAGUAAGAGGCACCUGCUAAAUGAAGAAGAGCAGGAGAAAGACUUGAUGGAAACAAACCAUGCUCCUCUUUCUCAAAACCAGAUUCAGGAGAUGGUACACAAUGUGCAGCGUGGUGGAGAAGAGAAAGCUGCUCAUCUGGUGAUACUGAGAAAGGCACUAAGAGACCCUCAAACUCACCUCAUCUUCACUAAACUGGAGAACAGCAUGUAUGUGCUGGUUGGGCAACUCAGCGGACACAAUCCUCAGUGCCAGCUGGAGGCAGUGCGGUGUCUUCAUGAGCUCUCCAACUCUCCUCACCCUGGUGUGGGGCAAUCAUGCUUGUCUGCAACCCCAUAUCUUCUCACUUAUCUGUCCAGCCCAAGUGCCAAACUCACAGAGCUUUGCCUGUACACAUUAGGGAAUCUGUGGCCGGAGGGUUCUCUAGUGAAAGAGAAGCUGCUGCUCCAGGGGAUAGUCCCUGCUCUGGCUAACUGCAUUCAGAAUCAGAGAUGUAACCUGGCGGUGAUGGAGGCAGUGGGCUUUACAUUGUCCCAGCUGCUUCAGGAUAAAGAUGCUGCAGACAAAGUUAUUUCGAUGGUCAUGACCUCUGGUAUGGUUCCUCAUUUGAUUUCACUUCUGACUCCAGAUCCGGACUUUGGUAUGGGAGCCGCCAUCGAAUGUGCCUGGUGUUUACAUUAUAUAGCAUCACGUACUGCUGAUACCUCCACCUUGAUAACUGAAGGACUCCUCUCACAGUGCAGUAACCAUCUGGUUACACUAGGAGGAGCUGUUGCUAAAGGAAGCACUAAUGAUGGCAUGGAAUUGCUGAUCUGGCCCCUGCUGCGUUGCCUGGGUAAUAUGUUGGCCAGCGGGGAGUGUGAGGCUGCAGGAUGCUCAGCGGGUAUAGAGGAUGUCCGUCUCUUAGCUGCUCUGUGUGUGUUCAGCCAGGCUUACCUAACCUCCCACUGUGCUCUGAGCAGGGAGAGCCUGUGGGUCCUCAACAACCUCACAGCUGGUUCACUUGUGUUUUGUUCAGCUGUGCUAUACUUGAAGAUGGUACCAGAUCUUCUCCAGCUUUUACCGUUUUCUAAUGGAAUCAAUACCAUGGUGCUAAGAGUUCUGGGUAAUGUUGCCCACAACGGUCCGGGAUACUGUAUUCAGCUGACACAAGCAGGUCUGCUCUCUGUCCUUUGUGCCACCCUCAAAAUGGCUGAUCCAGACAUAGUAACACUGAGCCUGGAGGUGCUGCAUUUGCUCACCGCUAGUAGCCCACAGGUAGCUGAAGAAUUUAUCAGGCUGGAAGGCAUCCCUCUAUUGGAAGCAAUUCAAUACAACAGUGAAGAAGAGCAACGUCUUAGGGCCACUUACAUCUUAGAUUUCUACCUGCAUGCUCACUAAAUGGUCCCUCAUGACUGAUGUGAGGACAACCAAACAGGACCCGCACUGCUUAGAUUUUUAAAGCUAGGAUAAUCAUUUUUACAUUUGUACUGUUGUAAUAUUGGAUUACACCUUAAGAACAUAUUACGUCACUAAUGUGUAGUUUGUAUAUUUUCAAAACAUUUGGUAAAUAAAGCUUUUUAAGUUUGUA
This is a messenger RNA of Pangasianodon hypophthalmus (striped catfish), 1871 nucleotides long. RefSeq names its product transmembrane and coiled-coil domains 6 (gene tmco6). The record is from RefSeq and is a predicted model, not a curated record. The coding region runs from base 179 to 1681 and encodes 500 amino acids. NCBI's taxonomy places the organism in Eukaryota, Metazoa, Chordata, Actinopteri, Siluriformes, Pangasiidae. Gene Ontology annotation, molecular function: protein binding. The transcript has 13 exons.